CAUCAUAUUAGAGAGGUAUGGACAUUUUUCUUUGUGAUGAAUAGCCCCAGAUGACUUUUGAGCAGACAGAUUCUCUGAAAAGAGAUUAGAAAACAGUAAGACACAAGCAAAGAGAACAGACAGGAGGUGACCACUGCCAUUCCAAGAAGAUGAAUGUCUCAAAGGAAGGCUGGGAUAGGGUGACACUGGUUGAAAUCAAAGGAGGGGGAGAAAUCCAGGAACACAGGAGUUGGUACAAUCUGUAGGGACUGGUAAUAAUUGGAUGUGGGAGGGGGAAUAAAAGGUGGGGAUACGUCAUGAUUAGAUACACCCAGCCUUCUGGGGUGAGUGGGGUAAAGGGAGUGAGCUGAAUCAGAAGAUCAGGAAGAUUGCACCUCAGAGAAUACAAUGAUGGUUGCAAAAGGCAUCUGGUAUUGUCUUCUAUCACUGUCUUAAAAGGGAUUCUAAAGGGAUUUUCUUUCCCUUGUUCCUCCAGCCCUUCACUUGCAUUACUGGCCUAAGUGGAUACUCACCAGCUGGCCGUGUCCAUCAUUACAGCCAAGUCUGAGAAUUCCUGAUUAUACUUAGAGCCUGUGGAGCUGCUGACACAAACAGUCAUUAGCAGACGACCCUUUUGGAACAAACCAUGCUUUAAAAUGUAAACUGUGGGGGCAUUUUCCUUGUGUUGUCCAGAAAAGAACUUUCUGCUGCCUGAGCCUGGAUUAAUCAUGAGAGAGCUCGUCAACAUUCCACUGGUACAUAUUCUUACUUUGGUUGCCUUCAGCGGGACUGAGAAACUUCCAAAAGCUCCUGUCAUCACCACUCCUCUUGAAACAGUGGAUGCCUUAGUUGAAGAAGUGGCUACUUUCAUGUGUGCAGUGGAAUCCUAUCCCCAGCCGGAAAUUUCCUGGACCAGAAAUAAAAUUCUCAUUAAGCUCUUUGAUACCCGGUACAGCAUUCGGGAGAAUGGUCAGCUCCUCACCAUCCUGAGUGUGGAAGACAGCGAUGACGGGAUUUACUGCUGCAUAGCCAACAAUGGUGUGGGAGGAGCUGCUGAGAGUUGUGGAGCUCUGCAAGUGAAGAUGAAACCUAAAAUAACUCGUCCUCCCAUAAAUGUGAAAAUAAUAGAAGGAUUAAAGGCAGUUCUACCAUGCACUACAAUGGGUAACCCCAAACCAUCAGUGUCGUGGAUCAAGGGGGAUCGCGCUCUCAGGGAAAAUUCCCGGACUGCAGUUCUUGAAUCUGGGAGUUUAAGGAUUCAUAAUGUGCAAAAGGAAGAUGCAGGACAUUAUCGCUGUGUGGCAAAAAACAGCCUGGGGACAGCAUAUUCCAAAUUGGUGAAGCUGGAAGUUGAGGAAGAGAGUGAACCUGAGCAAGAAACUAAAGUUUUUGCCAGAAUCCUGCGGGCUCCUGAAUCCCACAAUGUCACCUUUGGCUCCUUUGUGACCCUGCGCUGCACAGCAACAGGAAUCCCAGUCCCCACCAUCACCUGGAUUGAAAACGGAAAUGCUGUUUCUUCUGGGUCCAUUCAAGAAAGUGUGAAAGACCGAGUGAUUGACUCAAAACUUCAGCUAUUUGUCACCAAGCCAGGACUCUACACAUGCAUAGCUACUAAUAAGCACGGAGAGAAAUUCAGUACUGCAAAAGCUGCAGCCACCAUUAGUAUAGCAGAGUGGAGUCAACCACAGAAAGAAAACAAAGGCUACUGCGCCCAGUAUAGACGGGAGGUGUGUAAAGCUGUCCUGGCAAGAGAUGCUCUUGUUUUCUUCAACAACUCCUACGCAGACCCUGAGGAGGCCCAAGAACUACUGGUCCACACGGCCUGGAAUGAACUGAAGGCAGUGAGCCCGUUCUGCCGGCCAGCUGCAGAAGCCUUGCUGUGUAACCACAUCUUCCAAGAAUGCCACCCUGGGGUAGUACCUACACCUAUACCCAUUUGCAGAGAAUACUGCCUGGCGGUCAAGGAGCUCUUCUGUGCAAAAGAAUGGCUGGCGUUGGAAGAAAAGACCCACAGGGGACUCUACAGAUCUGAGAUGCAUCUGCUCUCUGUGCCAGAAUGCAACAAACUCCCCAGCAUGCACUGGGACCCCAUGGCCUGUACCAGACUGCCAUAUUUAGAUUAUAAAAAAGAAAACCUAACAACAUUCCCACCAAUGACAUCCUCAAAGCCGAGUGUGGACAUUCCAAAUGUGCCUUCCUCCUCUUCUUCCUCCUUCUCUGUCUCACCUACAUACUCCAUGACUGUAAUCAUCUCUAUCAUGUCCAGCUUUGCAAUAUUUGUGCUUCUUACCAUAAUCACCCUCUACUGCUGCCGACGACGAAAACAAUGGAAAAAUACAAAAAGAGAGUCAGCGGCAGUAACCCUCACUACUCUUCCUUCUGAGCUUUUGCUGGAUAGACUUCAUCCCAAUCCCAUGUACCAGAGGAUGCCACUCCUUCUGAAUCCCAAAUUACUCAGCCUGGAGUAUCCCAGGAAUAACAUUGAAUAUGUGAGAGAUAUCGGAGAGGGAGCAUUUGGAAGGGUCUUUCAAGCCAGGGCCCCAGGCUUACUUCCCUAUGAACCUUUCACAAUGGUGGCAGUGAAGAUGCUCAAAGAAGAAGCCUCAGCUGACAUGCAAGCAGACUUUCAGAGGGAGGCAGCUCUCAUGGCAGAAUUUGAUAAUCCUAACAUUGUGAAACUCUUAGGUGUGUGUGCCGUGGGGAAGCCGAUGUGCCUGCUCUUUGAAUACAUGGCCUUCGGUGACCUCAACGAGUUCCUCCGCAGCAUGUCCCCGCACACGGGGCGCAGUCUCAGCCCCGGUGACCUGCCUUCCCAGGCCCAGGCCUCCAGCCCCGGCCCCCCACCCCUCUCCUGCGCCGAGCAGCUGUGCAUCGCCAGGCAGGUGGCAGCGGGCAUGGCCUACCUCUCGGAGCGCAAGUUCGUCCACCGGGACUUAGCCACCAGGAACUGCCUGGUGGGAGAGAACAUGGUGGUGAAGAUCGCCGACUUCGGCCUCUCUAGAAACAUCUACUCAGCCGACUACUACAAAGCUAACGAAAACGAUGCCAUCCCCAUCCGCUGGAUGCCCCCGGAGUCCAUCUUCUACAACCGCUACACCACCGAGUCCGACGUGUGGGCCUACGGUGUGGUCCUGUGGGAGAUCUUCUCCUACGGCCUGCAGCCCUACUACGGGAUGGCCCACGAGGAGGUCAUCUACUACGUGCGGGAUGGCAACACCCUCUCCUGCCCGGACAACUGCCCCCUGGAACUCUACAAUCUGAUGCGCCUGUGUUGGAGCCAGCUGCCAGCCGACAGACCCAGUUUCACCAGCAUCCACCGAAUCCUGGCACGCAUGUGUGAGCGGGCCGAGGGAGGCCUGAGCGUCUGAGGUCCCAGCCAUGCGAAGAGGACCCUCCAGCCUCCUCUCAGACUCUGGGAGCCAGAGGCGCCCAACGCCAGAGGCCCCCAAGGGGGCCCAGAGAGGAAAGAAUAGUAGAGGCACGGGUACCUCCUGUUUCUCAGAAAAGACAAAGACUGCGCAGAACUCAUGGGUGGAUUGAAAACGGGUGACCGGAAAGGCGGCGAGGAAAAGUGUCAGGUAACCGGAAGGAAGUAACUCCUCUUCCUCUUGGGGAAACGUUUGUAUUACAUAUUGUACGGGAAAGAACGUCAUCCUGUUUGGUUCCAGAAUUUGCUGGCAGCAGAGUCAGACUCUGCUGUAUUCAUUUUUAGUAUGAAAUGCAGUUGAGAGCUUCAUUUUUGAAUAGACUUAAUUCCUGUCCGUGAGGAAAGGAGUGUAUCUUCCUGUAAGAAAUUUAGCUCAAGCACAGAAAACUGAAAAGAAGGAAAACCCAUUUAUUGUCUCCCCACCCAAAGACGGGUGUGGAUUUUUAUUGAAUUUCUUUCUUGCGUUUAAUGCACAAUUUGUUUGUAUUCCACAGAGUUGUGGUUUACUUUACUGAUAGGAGGUUUCCAAGGAAUAAAAUGAUAAACCAGCACAGCAAUAUUCUUAUUGUGAUUUUUAGUUCCCUUUUUUGGUCUUUGUUCUUUUUAAGAAGUUUUUCCUUUGUGUGCACUUGUCAUGAAUUUAAUCUGCUUAUUCUAUUCCUACAGUUUUUUUUUUUCCUUAAAAAAAAUCUUUUGUGGCUAAUUAAUUGCCUUUAUUGUUUAAUUUUUUAUUUUAUUUUUUUGUUUUUCCAAGGCUGCACCCAUGGCAUGUGGAAGCUCCCAGGCCAGGGGUCUUAUCAGAGCUGCAGCUGCCCGCCGUAACCACAGCCACAACAAUACCAGAUCUGAGUUGCAUCUGUGAUCUCCACAGCAGCUCAUGGCAAUGCCGAAUCCUUAACACACUGAGUGGGGCCAGGGAAUCAAACCCAAAUCCUCAUGGAUACUAGUCAGGUUCAUUACCAGAGAGCCACCAUGGAAACUCCUUAAAUUACCUUUUUCAUUGAAAAUUUUGUUGAUACCUUCUUCUUUGCCCUAAUCUUUAUUUCUUCCUCUUUCCAGGACUUUAUGUUCUUUUUUAGUUAUUUAGCUAUUUUUUCCCUUUUAUUCCAUCCAUACAACAAAUACUCUGGCAGAAAUGAUAACUUUCUAAAUUAACAUUAUGGACUGAUAUGCAUAUAUCUUUUGCAAAGUAUUACCAUUUUCUUUAGUACUUGCUUUUGAAGCCACACAUUUCAAAGUUGUCAUUAAUUUUAUUACCACAGUCUAAGGCAAUAAAUUUCUUAAACCAUAGAUUAUAGUAUGAGAUUUCACCAGAUGCUCUUGAGGCUCUGAGUUAUAUCAAACCUGAUGUUUUUGUGCAUUCUGACGGUUUUUCAUCUUCUAGAAACCAAUUCCAUAGGCAGCAGAAUUAAUAUAGGGUUGUUUACCAAUUUUCUGUGUGACUAUUAACCUACCCUGUCACAGCUUAUGAUUCUUAAAAAGAAAAACAACCCUCUGGAACUCAGAUUCUUGGUCCACAAGAUUUCUCAGUGAAGACCAUGUGAUAUAUCUUUAUCUGAAGCCAACAUGGAUAAUAUGAGUUUGUUCCUGAUAUAGAUAGUAUGAGCGCAAAUUCUCCUGAGAAGCAAAUAAACAGGGAAGAGACCAUAGCAGUCUGCUCUAUACCAGCUUACUUUCAUUCAAACACAUUGGCAGUGAGGGCAGUAGAGCAAUGGUCUGAAUUCUUGAUCUUCAACUGUCUGCUGGAAGGCUCUACCUGAAAUCUCCAGAUGCACCUGCAUGCAACGACUUCGUCAUCUUUGCUGGAAAACUUGCCACUUCUUGGUCAUAGUCACUCCAAGCAACCAAGCAGAAACAGUUUUUCUCCUUCUCCUUCAUCCAUGAAAACUCUAUCAGUUUUACUUUCAAAAACCCUCCUGUGCCCACCAUCUCCCCUUCUAUCCAUCUGCCCAUUACUCAAACUCUAUCGCUGCCUAUUAUAUCAUCUUUCUCCCAGUCAGGACAGUGCAGAUUCCAUGGGCUAUGACAAUGCUUGCUUCCUCACAAUUCUGAUUUACAAAUAAGGAAACCAGAGUUAGGACUGGGAUCUCAAGAGUGGCAUUAGGUUAAAAUCAUGAUGUAAGUCCAAAAUCAAGAUGUUCACCAAAGGACUAGAUAAGGAAUAAGGUUGCAGUGUGAGUCAAAGACAGAAGGCCAAGAGGCCAGCAACACAGAACAUUUGGAGAGGACCACCAGCCAGUCUGAAACUUUCCUGUAGAUGUUCAUGGCAUGACUUCUGUGUUGUAUCUGCUCUGCAGACUUCACAGACAUCUUCAGGUUUCCUCAGCUAACAGUUUCAUUAUAAAAGAAAGACAUGGAAGUCAGGCCCAUCAAAAAGGCUACUCCAUAGAAAAGCAGGGCCAGGGCAGUUAGAGUCACUUGACCUGCCAUGGGGCUAUUGUGGCAGAGAUCAUGCCACCCCCCAGAACCAGGUUUCCAUAACCCCAUUCUACUGUCUUCCACUUGGAGCUCUGCUCUCCUUCUGCUCUUACUUUCCUCUGCCUUCCUCCUGACUUCUCCAGCCUCAUGGAUUCUCUGUCUGCAUGUCCUUUAGGCUCUGGUAUUCACGAUCGCAAAGCAACACAAUCAUGGAGAUAUAGGUAAAGACGGUGAAUGAAUAAGUGAGCAAGCAAGUAACUAUUAUAGAAAUAAUCCAGUUUAUUAAAUAUGUAAAGGCACUGAAACCUAAAAUCUCACCUAGAAAUCCCAUGACAGUAAGUAAUAUCAUUAGCUAGCAUUUAAUGAAUGCUUGCCAUGUUUAUUCUAAGACCUCUAAAUACAGAUUUUUUAAUUGCAGUGAAUGUAUUAACUUAAAACACACCACAUCCCUGUGACAUCAGCACUAUCAUCAUGCCCAUCUUUUAGGUGAGGAAACGGCAAAGAGAGAUUGUACAACUGGUCCAAGCACACAGAGCAGCAGAGUCCAGGCUAUGACCAAAGGAGGCUAAACCCUCAGUCACCAUACUGAGGGGCUUCAGAUGAUUAUAGAGCAAACAACUGAAUUGCAAUGACUCUAUGGAGGUGAUUUCUAAUUUGCAUGUAGUUUCAAAACAUACACCAUAUCCCUUAUACUACUACUCAUAACAUUAACUAAUAGCAAAAAAAGUAUUUUUUGGCAUUGUCAACUUGAUCAAAAAAUCCAAUAGGUGUCAUGUUAAUUUGUUGUUGUUAACUCUAAAUGCAUUUUCAAGUUAGUCAAGAUCACCAUGUUAUUUCUUUAGUGCUCAUCCCAAGGUUCUGUAUCUCAGGGACAUGGGCCCAUUAUCUACCAGUAUUGUUCUCCUUUUUUAAAUAUAGAUUUUCCUUUCCCAUUGUAAAAUCAUUACAUAAGUUCAAAACAGAAGAUCAGGAGAGAGACGGGGCCUUUGUUACCAAGUGUUAAACAGGCAUCAGUGAGGCACCAACACGUGAUCAUGACAAGGGUUCCAGGGAUUGCACAUGGCACUAAAAACACACAUUGCCUGGUAACAUGAUGGAGCAGAAAAAGAGCACUCUUUCCACUUUGCAGGAUAUUACAAAAGCCCUAUAGCCUGUAACAAAUGGGCUAUUUAUGUAACAUAAAAGCCUAAUUUAAUUUCUGAACAAUAGUCUGUUUUAUGGACAUACCAUAAUUCAGUUAAUUUCUUCUUUUUGAAACAUUUGAGUUUUUAAACUGAAAACAUUUGAGGGUUUUGUUUUUUUUUUAAUUUCACGAUUACAGACAAUACUGUAUUGGUCAUCCUUAUUUGCAUAUGGCCAUAAUUAUCUCUUUAUGGAAAUUCUGAGAAAGGGAAUAUCCAGGCCAAAUGGCACUGACAAAACUAAAUGGCAUGUGUUGUCUUUUUAUCUAGAAAUUUGUUCCCUUCUCUGCCUUGUACAAAGAAUCUCAUAGCCCUAAACAUUUGCUGUCCUACAUAGAGAAUUAAUUCUCUAUUUUUGAGAAGACUUUUGUUUACUUGGUUAUAGGAAAAAUGGUGAUCUCGUUUUGAUUUUAUUUUUAAAUUACUAGUGAGGUUGAAUUAUUCUUGUUCCUAGGUCAUGGAUAGUUUUUAUUUUGAGAAUCAUCUGUAACUCAUUUUUCUAUUGCAUAGUUCACUUUCUAACUAGAAAUUUGUAAGUCACUUAAUAAAUAGUAAACCUUUGUCAUACUUUUCACAAAAGAAAAUUUAUACAUAUUUUUAUUUGAAAAUAGCAUUUGCUUUAUUAUUGCAAAGGCAAUACUUGUUUAUUUUUUUAAAGAAAAAAUAAUAAGCAAUAAUACACAUAUAAAAAGAAAAUGAAAAAAACACCAACUAGUGGUAACUAACAUUAACUUUUAUAAAUAUUGUUCCAGCCCUUUUCAGGUAGGUAGGUAAGUAAAAAGAUAGAUGAGAGAUAGAGAUAGAUAAUCAUUUUAAAUGAAAACAAGAUCAUACUUUUAGAUUGUUAAAAGCUUUGUUUUUAAUCACUAAAUGUAUCAUAAACAUCUUCAACAUCAAGAAGUAUUCAUGUGCAACAUAACUUUUGAUGAUUGAGUAAUAUCUCAUUACAUGAACUUAUAAUUUACCUAACAAUUAUUCUAUUGUUGGACAUUUGGUUUAUUUCUACUUUUCACUAUAAAAUACAGUAUUUUGAUAAUACUGUUUCUAAUUUGUGAGCAGCUAUCUUGAGUGAUUUCUUUAUAUAUAACUCCUAGAAUUGGAAUUUCUAGAUCAAAGGGUAUAUAUGCUUUUUAAAGCAUUGACAAAUUACCCUCCUAAAUUAUUUUAUCAAUGUAUAAAUCUCCCAACUAGAUCAGAAGCCCUUUUCUUUCAACCUCACCAAUACUGAGCAUUAGCAUUUUAAUAAUUGCCAAUAUAAUAGUUCACAUUUUUAUUUUGUAGCUUUUGCUCACAUUUCUUUAAGAUAAGGUUGAACAUUUUUUUUCGGUGUUUGGAGGACAAUUUAUUUACUCUGUGAUUUACCUCCUUUUGUUAUUUUUCUUUGGGGUCUAUCUUUUUCUUUUUACUUUAUAAAAACUUUAUAUAUUGAGUUAAAUUUUGCCAUACAUGUUUUGACCACUUUAUCAUGUUAAAAAUGUUACUUCUUUUUGUCUUUUACUAUCAGAUUUUACUAAUCAGGAAAGAAUGUUGAAUUUUCAGUCUAUUGAGAUGACUGUAGCUUUUUCCUAUCUGUUAAUAUGUAGAAAUGUAUGAAUUGAUUUCCUAAUGUUGAAAUAUCUUUAUGUUCUGGAAAUAAACUCUCUUUGGGUAUCACAUCAGUAUUUUAAUUUACUAUCAAAUCUGUUUCAUUAACAUUUAUUUGCAUCAGUAUUUAUAAACUCGUGAAACUAAAGGUUUAUCUUUUCUCUGUUAGAUUUUGGUAUCGGCAUUAUGCUAUUUUCAAAAUCUUAGGAAGUCUCUUUCUCAGUGACCUUGGUUAGCUUUUUUUAAAAAAUUGUUACGUAUUAAUAAAAGCAAUACAUGCACAUGAUCUUUUAAACACUCCUAAGAAGGGUAAACAUAAAAAAUAAAGGUCCCCUCCUUCAAAUCAUCUCUAAUUCCAGCCUAAGAACAAACCACUUUACCCAUUUCUGGUUUCAGUUCUGCUGGAAAUUACCACUGCAAUUCUAAUAAAUAACUUACAUGUCUUUCUGAACUGGUCAGUUAAAAAAGGGGUGUAAUAUCUCCCUUCAUAAAAGAUGAACAGGUUAGAGCACUUUUACUUAAAUCCCUCUCAAUUUCCUGAGUUAUGUUAAUUAUUAUCAAUUAUAUUGUUUACCAUUAUAACUUUUAAAAAUACUCUUAAAGGCUACCUAUCAGUUCUGGAUACAGUUAAAACUCUCACACUUCCUUCUACCACUUUCUCCCUCCUAUGUUCUAUCACCUGUUUCUAUGCUCUACAGCUGCUUCUAUGCUGUCAGGAUCUAUAAUAUUUGUAUUUUGUUCUGCAACAAAUUAAGAUUUGAGUGUUGACUCUAGGUUGAUUCUAAGCAUGAAAAAAAAUCAAUGUCUACAGUAAGUAGGUGGUUUUGUAAAUAUUUAUGAAUUUCCACGCAAAUAGUUGUAUUCAGUUAUUUUAAUUUGAUAAUAUAUUUUAAUAUCCAUUAAUUCUUUUUACAUCCUCUAUUUUACGGCUGAAAUGUCAUUUAAAAUAUCACAGAAUUUUACAUUCUGUUCUUUAUUUUUUUCUUCCUCUUUCUUCUGUCUCCUUCUCAUGCUUUUUUUUCCGCAAAUGUCUGGCAAUUGUUGAUUUAACAUCUAUAAUUACGAAUGAAGAGUGUUUUGAUUCCUCUUGGUGUUGGGAGUGUCAUACCUUUGCAAUUUUGUUAGAAUGUUUAUGCAGCAUGGCCUCUCUUCAGCAGGAUGGCUACCUGGGGACUCUGCCUAUAUGGUUUGUAGGGAGGGCAUAGGCAGGCUGAGUUAGAACUCCCCCAACUGCCAAAAGUGCUGAAAAUACUCUACUCUGAGGAAAUAAUACUUUGGUACAUUUCACUCCUGGAAAAAGCUGUUACUCCUUCACUCAUGCCAUCCCCUGUGAGAGUCCAAGAUUCUCCCUCUCUUCUAUCUGCUUCCCUACCUAGAUUCAACGUGCACAGCAAGGGCCCUUCUCAGGCAAACCCUGUCCCCUAUGCGCCCCCCCUCCUCGCCCCCAUCUAUUCAGAGAGCAUUUCGUGGGGCUUCAGCUGGUGCGGAAGACUCUCAGUCCACCUGUUCUGUAUACAAGCCUCGAGUUGACCACCCUGACUGACAGCCCACAGGCUGUGGUGUGCUCUCUUGCAUCUGCCAACUCAGAGCCUGGUGUCUUUAUCCACAUGAAAUCAUUUCCCACCUCCCCUGACAGCUGGCUCCUGUGUACAGCAGGCUGUAGUUUACAUUUCCUAUGCCUUCCAUGAUUCAUAAAUAAGACCGUUAGAUACCUUCUGCUUUCCAAAUAAUUGUCAGCACGAUGGCACUUAGAUUGGUUUCGGCAUGUACAUAGACUUAGUCUUAUUCAUAUGUAUUGAAUGUCACAUCAAUGACAUCUUGGGAGGAAAGGAAAGGGUUCAGUCAGUCUACCAUUUUGAUCAAGAAGCCUCUCUCGAAUAGUUGAAGUAGCUUAGGAAUUUCUUAAUUUUUGUUAUUAAAGUAUAGUUGAUAUAUAAUGUUGUGCCAAUUUCUGCCAUACAGCAAAGUGACCCAGACAUACAUAUAUACACAUCCCC
Messenger RNA from Sus scrofa (pig), 10586 nucleotides. The record is from RefSeq and is a predicted model, not a curated record. Lineage: Eukaryota; Metazoa; Chordata; Mammalia; Artiodactyla; Suidae.